This is a messenger RNA of Pelobates cultripes (western spadefoot toad), 17407 nucleotides long. Lineage: Eukaryota; Metazoa; Chordata; Amphibia; Anura; Pelobatidae. The record is from the annotation of a GenBank genome assembly.
AUGUCUGCUACUCCACCCUCAGGGUCUCUGGUUGGGGUCGGAGAUGUCAUUUCACAGCAGCUGGUUGAGAGGAAAGGUCUGCAACGUCAUGACUUCGAAAGAACCAUGAAAAUGAUGGGGAUUGGAUUUUGUUUUGUGGUAAUAUACUUGGCACGGUCCCUGUCUGUCAGUUCUUUGUUUAUUUCCGUAUUAUCUUUCAUCAUAUUCCCCCAUUUUCCCCACUUACAGGGCCCUGUGGUUGGCGGCUGGUUAAAAACCCUUGAGUCUCUUGUUCCUGGAAGCAGCAAAUCAGUCGCAUUGAAGAAAAUGCUCUUAGACCAGGUACCAAACCUCUGUCUGUAUCACCCUGCAGUGGGAGGGACAGACUCCGUGUUCCAUAGCUCCUUCUGUCUGUGUCACCCUGCAGUGGGAGGGACAGACUCCGUGUUCCAUAGCUCCUUCUAUCUGUGUCACCCUGCAGUGGGAGGGACAGACUCUGUGUCCCAUAGCUCCUUCUGUCUGUGUCACCCUGCAGUGGGAGGGACAGACUCCAUGUCCCAUGGCUCCUUCUGUCUGUGUCACCCUGCAGUGGGAGGGAAAGAUUCCGUGUCCCAUAGCUCCUUCUGUCUGUGUCACCCUGCAGUGGGAGGGACAGACUCCGUGUCCCAUAGCUCCUUCUGUCUGUGUCACCCUCCGUGUCCCAUAGCUCUCUCUGUCUGUGUCACCCUGCAGUGGGAGGGACAGACUCAGUGUCCCAUAGCUCCCUUCUAUCUGUGUCACCCUGCAGUGGGAGGGACAGACUCCGUGUCCCAUAGCUCCUUCUGUCUGUGUCACCCUGCAGUGGGAGGGACAGACUCCGUGUCCCAUAGCUCCUUCUGUCUGUGUCACCCUGCAGUGGGAGGGACAGACUCCGUGUCUCAUAGCUCCCUCUGUCUGUGUCACCCUGCAGUGGGAAGGACAGACUCCGUGUUCCAUAGCUCCCUCUGUCUGUGUCACCCUGCAGUGGGACGGACAGACUCCGUGUCCCAUAGCUCCCUCUGUCUGUGUCACCCUGCAGUGGGAGGGACAGAUUCCGUGUCCCAUAGCUCCUUCUGUCUGUGUCACCCUGCAGUGGGAGGGACAGAUUUCGUGUCCCAUAGCUCCUUCCGUCUGUGUCACCCUACAGUGGGAGGGACAGACUCCGUGUCCCAUAGCUCCCUUCUGUCUGUGUCACCCUGCAGUGGGAGGGACAGACUCCGUGUCCCAUAGCUCCUUCUGUGUGUGUCACCCUACAGUGGGAGGGACAGACUCCGUGUCCCAUAGCUCCCUCUGUCUGUGUCACCCUACAGUGGGAGGGACAGAUUCCGUGUCCCAUAGCUCCUUCUGUCUGUGUCACCCUGCAGUGGGAGGGACAGACUCCGUGUCCCAUAGCUCCUUCUGUCUGUGUCACCCUGCAGUGGGAGGGACAGACUCUGUCCCAUAGCUCCCUUCUGUCUGUGUCACCCUGCAGUGGGAGGGACAGACUCUGUGUCACCCUGCAGUUGGAAGGGUAUACUAGGUGUCACCUUGCAGUGGGAUGGCAGAUUCUGUGUUACCCUUAAUUUGGAGCACAGAUCACUGUGACCCAUAGCUUCCUGCUGCAGAAAGUGUGCUGGUUUUGAGUUUAUUCCUUGUGCUUUCUCUCCAGGGUGGUUUUGCACCAUGCUUCCUUGGUGGUUUUCUGGCGAUAGUUGGUGCUUUGAACGGUCUUUCCAAAGAGGAAAUUUGGAGCAAGGUAAAGAGGGUGAGUUGCUGAAUAUCUGUUGUCUGUAUGUGUCAGGUAUAAUUGCUAGACGAGGUACAGGGACAUUUCAUAACUUAAAGGGACACUAUAGUUACCAAAAUCACUUUCGAUUAAUGAAUCAGUUUUGGUGUAUAGAUCACGACCCUGCAGCCUCACUACUCAAUUCUCUGCCAUUUAAGAGUUAAAUCGCUUUGUUUAUGCAGCCCUAUGCACAUCACCUACGUGGCUAGCACAGCCUCCCUAAACACUUCCUGUAAAGAGUUAUCUAGUGAUUACACUUCCCUUAUUGCAAAUUGUUUAUUUUAGGAUUUCUUAUCUCCUGUUCUGUUAAUAGCUGGCUAGAGCCUGCAGGAUCCUCCUGUGUGUAAUUAAAGUUCAAUUACAGAGCAGGAGAUAAAAACGUUUUAAGUUAACAUCUGAUUGAAAAGAAACCAUUUUGUUUUCAUGCAGGCUGUGUCAGUUACCACAAAGGGAGGUGUGGCUUGAGUGGCAUGGACAGAAACAAAAGUGAUUUAACUCCUAAAUGGCAAAUAAUUAAGCAGUGAGACUGUAGGGACAUGAUCUAUUCUAUACAUUAUAACUGCUUCAGUUAGCUAAAGUUGUUUUGGUGACUAUAGUGUCCCUUUAAAAUAAAAUUUGUGACUUCAUGUUGUGCAAUAGUUUGGCAGUGACCUCACAGGGUACAGAUAAUCUGGUGGGGAGGUGUGAUUCGAUUCAGUGUAUAUGUACCUCAGAGUACAUUCUAUAGCGGUGAGGAGUAUAUACAAACGGGCAGCAAGCUGUGACAAAUCUCAGGCUAUGUAUAAUAUGGAAGUACAGUGUUUUUUUCUUUCCGGUUCUAUAUGUCUAUACAUUGGUCAGCCACAACUUCAAAACCACCUGGCUAAUAUCAUGUAGAUCCCCCUUAAAGACCAAACUUCUGGAAUAAAAGGGAAUCAUGACAUGUCACAUGUCAUGUGUCCUUAAGGGGUUAAACAUGUUGAGGUGUGGACUCCAAGAGGACCUCUGAACAUGUCCUGUGGUAUUUGGCACCAAGACAUUAGCAUCGGAUCCAUUAAGUCCUGUGAGGUGUGGCUCCUAUGGAUCGAAUAUGUUAUCCAACACAUCCCACAGAUGUUCAAUCAGAUUGAGAUCUGGGGAAUUUAAAGGCCAAGGCAACACCUUAAACUCUGCCAUGUUCCUCAAACCAUUCCUGGACAAUGAUGGCAGGGUGCAUUAUCCUGCUGAAAGAGGCCACUGCCAUCAGGGAACACCAUUGCCAUGAAAGGGUGAACGUGGUCUGCAACAAUCUCUAGGUGGGUGGUACAUGUUUCCCAGCAGAACAUUGCAUAGACUAGAGCAUAAUACUGACUCCACCAGCCUGCCUUCUUCCCAUUGUGCAUUCUGCUGCCAUUUUCUUCCCAAGGUAAAUGAAUCACAUGCACCCAGCCAUCCACCUGAUGUAAAAGAAAAUGUGAUUCAUCAGUCCAAUUAACCUUAUUCCAUUACUCCAUGGUCCUAUUUUUACGCUCUUAUCCCGUGGGCUCACUGACCGCUCUGCAGCUACGCAGCCCCACACACGGCAAACUGUGACGCACUGUGUAUUGUGACACCUUCCUAUCAAGGCCAGUGUUCCGUUUUUUUCAGCAAUUUGAACUGCAGUAGCGUGUGAUCUGACCAGACGGGCUAGCCUUUGCUCCCAAUGUGCAUCAAUGAGCCUUGGGCACCCAUGACACUGACGCCGGUUCACUGGUUGUCCUUCCUUGCACCACUUUUGGUAGGUAUUAACCACUACAUACUGGGAUCACCCCACAGACUUGCCGUUUUGGAGAUCCUACUACCCAGUUGUAGCAGACUCUGGCUAAACCGACCAGUUAUCUCGGCUAAUUCCUUCCUUCAGCCGCUUAGGAACCACGUAUAGUAAUAUAAAGAGACUCCUUUCCCCCAGUAACUGGACGACACACAGUUCUUGAGGUACAACACCAUUUUAUUGCCACACAUGGCUUUUAUGCAUAGGACCCGUGCAAGGGGUCUUCCACACACAUAAACCGGGGUUAUCGCAGGAUCCUCUAUGCUUGGGGGGUCGCUGUUCCUUUGUCUCCCAAAUAUGGAAAGCACGUCACUCAGACGAGGGGGUCUCCCACCCAGGACGACAGGGGGGGCUUCAUCCCAGUAGCCUCUGUGCCUGGUAGCCAAGGCGUGGGAAAAGGGACCGUCUCCCAAGCACAGAAAAGCCUGCCAAACUAGCCAGUUCCCCACAAGUGUCCCCACCAACCUCAGGCGAUCUCACACUGGCACAUUCUCCAGGCAACCUCUGUUCGCGAGAUUCAUGUGCUGAACCCUGCAAGGGAAGCGCCUCCUUUUGGGGUACGAAUGCUCCCCCUGGUUGGCAUUUGCGUAUAUGGCGGCCACCCGGGGGGCAUUCGUUAAUUACUUCCCUUGCAUACUCAUGUUGUCAGUGCAAACGUUCUAAUGGGGGGGGGGGGGUCGUUCUAAUGGGCACUUGGGUGGUCUUCGUUCGGGAGACGAACGAGUUGGGAAACAAUCCACGAAUACUCCCCCUGGCUGACAUUCGUCUAUAUGAAAUGGUUCACUUAUUGCUUCCCUUGCAGUUUCGCAACAACGCUAGAGGUGAGAAUGUUCUACUAGCAUUCUAAAUGGGAUAUCGGGGUGGUCCUCGUUUGGGAGUCGAAGUUCCUUUCAUAGGGGCGCUCCCUAGCAGGGAGCGGGUACAAUAGAAGGGCAAGGGGAAAAACACACAGUAUAACUAGAAAGCACCCGAACCAGUGGUGGUUCCGCCACACCAGUAGUCUAGCCAUCACUAUUUGGCCCUUGUCAAAGUCACUUGCCCAUUUUCUUCCAACACAUGAAAUUCAAGAACUGACUUCACUUGCUGCCCAAUAUAACCAACCCAUUGACAGGCGCCAUUGUAGCGAUAUAAUCUGUUAUUCACUUCACCUGUCGGUGGGUUUAGUGUGGCUGAUCAGUGUAUAAUAAGGCAGUGAGUGUGAUAUAGUUCUGGGUUUAUGUAAUGAAGUGCACUUCGCCACUUGGUCCUGGAGAGGCCUGCUUGCCAGCCUCCUGCCCUGCGACUAUGGCCCAUGGGAGAUUGUACGUGUUUAAACCAGCAUUUGGGCAUAUGGAUGUUUAUUGUACAGUGCUGGCCCUUUAAAAACAGUGUAUGGACAUACUGAAACGUUUGAGACACUUUUUCUGCCCCAUUGAAUUCAUGGGAAGGUGUGCCUCUUCCCCUUCACCAGCAGGGAGUUGUCCCAGGGACACUGCCAGACCAGUGGGAAGUGAUUUGGGCAGGAAAAGCCAUGCUUGCAAGUCAUAACAAAGGACUUUGACCUAACUUUUAAACCCAUGAACCUAUUCAAGUGAAUUUUGGAUAUGUUUGUCCCCAAGUUAUACUGGUUAAAAUAAUAUAAGUUUUAUGUAUGUACGAUGUAAACUCACAGUUAUAAAAAUGUAUAAAAAGUGUAACUUUUCAGCUUGGAGAUAAUUGAUUAGAUACAGUAAUUGACUAAAUUAUCUCCUAAGCAGAGGGGAGGAAUAUGAUGGGUGUGUUUCUAUUGUCCUAUUGUGUGUGAUUGGCUGCUGUACUUGCAUUGUAUAUGUUGUAAUGUGUUUAUUGGUUGUUCUGAAAAACCCUGUGGGUGGUACUAUGUGUGGAAAACCUGCAUAAAAGAAGACCCUUUGGUGCCAAAUAAACAGAUCUUCUUGACCCUCAAUACGUAGCCUUGUCUCGUUAUUGGAGGGAACUGCUAUAUCACACUGGGGAUUGCUAUGCUCUGUAUACUCCCCUGAGCUUUUAAUCACUUAGCUCUUUUAAGAGCUGUUCCUGUUACGCUCUCCUGGAGGAGAGGUCUUCCCCACACGGUCCUGGAGGACAGAAGCUGAUCCAGGGUGGAAGGAAGACGGCGAGACUCCACUUAAGCUACGGCGGUUGUGGGGUCUGCGGUGGUUGUGGUCUCUGGUGCGGUGCUUGUGGUCCUCGGCAAGCUAGGAAGCGUCAAUUAACGGAAGGCUUGGGGACAAGAGACUUUGCUGUUAGUGGAAAGCUGACAGGAGGAGGAGCCUGGUAUGUGGCAGUGCUUGCCAGUGGGAGGAGCUUUGUGGUGGAUUUGGUCAGUGCGUGGAGCUUUGUGGUGGAUUUGGUCAGUGGGAGGAGCUUUGCUGUGGAUUUGGUCAGUGCGUGGAGCUUUGCUGUGGAUUUGGUCAGUGGGAGGAGCUUUGUGGUCGAUUUGGUCAGUGGGUGGAGCUUUGUGGUGGAUUUGGUCAGUGGGAGGAGCUUUGCGGUGGGUUUGGUCAGUGGGAGGAGCUUUGCGGUGGGUUUGGUCAGUGGGAGGAGCUUUGCGGUGGGUUUGGUCAGUGAGUGGAGCUUUGUGGUGGGUUUGGUCAGUGGGAGGAGCUUUGCGGUGGGUUUGGUCAGUGGGAGGAGCUUUGCGGUGGAUUCGGUAUGUAAUAAUACGUUUGUUUUUGUUUGUUUUCCAGGAUUAUAAAGAUGCGCUGAUUACAAAUUACUACGUGAGUUUUCUGCAUGUUGUUUGACACGCUGAUUGGUAUUAUUAGCAUGUGACUUCUAAGAAACAUUUUACCGAUCACUCUCCCUCCCACAAUCAUCAUUUGUGUCUUUAUAGUGUUAUCCCUGGUUUCAUAUGUGUUUUUUAUAUAUAUUUGAAAAACCCCACAUAGAUUCUUCGUCUGCAGCCAAAAGUCACUAACAUUGAUAUAGAAAGGGUAGUAGAUACAUGGAAUGGCCUCUCAGUGGGAGCAGUAACAGUGAUAUAGAAAGGGUAGUAGAUACCUGGAAUAGCCUCUCAGUGGGAGCAGUAAAGACCAACAGUGAUAUAGAAAGGGUAGUAAGCAUAAGCUAUAGUAAUGAGACAAUCCUGUUGGUCUCUGAUUAGUGAUACAGAGUUUCUCUGUGUGUUGCAUGACUCUCAGAAUAACACAGCAGGAUGCAGGACAUUCCUAUUUAUUCACCAGUUCCUUUUUUUUGGGUAGAUCUGGCCGGCCGUGCAGAUUGCAAACUUCUACUUCAUCCCUUUAUAUCACCGGUAUGUAAUAAUGUGCGUGCGCAUUGCCCUGAUAUGCUGCAAUUUCAGCUUAAUAUAAUAAACUAUAUUUUAAUGCUAAAUUUAUUAUCACUCUGAUUCCUUCCGUAGUCUGGGUAUAUAUUAAUUAAUCUGUCGCAAAAUCCUUUUAAUCCCCACCCAAACAAAUCGGUUCAUCUGGAAAAUAAAUUACUUCGGGCAUGGAUUAAAGAGAGUUGAUUAUGGAAACACAUUUUUCCCUCCAGAUUAGAGGCAGUGCUCUACGACUGGGAUUUCUUCUAAAUCUUGAGCGAUAAUAUCCGGCAGACCGUAAAAUGUAUAUUGGUUAGAUUCACCCCCAAACUACUCCUUUGAUGCCAUAUAAAUGCGGCAAACCCCCAAAACACUCGGUUCUCUGCGUGCCUUUGGCAGGAGUGGAUAAUCCGUCACUCAGCUUUAUUUUUAUUUUUGGGACACAGUGAGGCAGCUGCAGCUCCAGAGAGGCACUGUCCAUUUUCGUUAGGAAGCCGAUUGCGUCCGGCGCUUCCUACAUUUACUUUGGUGGAACUCACGCCGGAUGCCUCCAUUCCACCUUUAUUAUUUUUGCCUAAGCCGCACCUUGACCCGGAAAUCAUGAAAAGGGGCAAGUCACACGAGCUGGACGGUCCUGGUGAUAUAACGCAGUGCGCAUCACAAUUUUCGUUCUUUCAGGUGCAAAAAUUCAAAUUUUAAGAACCUCUUAAAGGAAAAGGGGAAAACACUUAAAUCCUUUCUGAUGCAUCCUCCGUUAAGAAUUAAUGCUUAGGGAAUGGAAAGAGAGUCUUUAUAUCAAACACUUUAAAACUAUUUUCUCAAUCCGAGAAGCAUUUGAUAGUAAAUUAGAAGAUUUGCCAAACGUAGAUGUUCCCAUUGCUUAAUUGGUAAAGAAAACUACUUUGCCUGUAGGUGAUUCCUGCGGCCUUUAAGAUUCUAUGAGUAGCAGAACAGAAUCUUCCUAUCCUCCAAGCAAGGCCCUGAUUGCUGGUACUUCUGUGGCCAAGGCUUGGAGGUUUAGGCUAGAAUCAUUAGAAAAGGUUUUAAUAUUAAAAUGGUGUCUUUUUUUUUUUUUCACCCACUCUUCCUUUGAGGGCCUGAGGCUCUUGGCAAAAGCUAUGGGCUUCUCUACCGUGGGAAGGAGGGCUGUUUGGCUGAGAAAUUGGUCAGCAGAUUCCGCCUCUAAGAAUUCCUUAUGUGAUCUACCAUUCGACCAGGGGAUACUUUUUGGCUCUAGACUAGAUGACUUAUCAAGACAAAUGGCUGAAGGAAAGAAAGCCUUGCCUGAGUAUCACACGCAGAAACAUUGGCGCAAGAAUUUCUUUAGACACAGAUCUUCAUAUAAAGGUUCCUUUUGGAAGAGCUCUGUCAGAAGUUAACAGAGGAGAUCAUUUGGCUACAGACUUAAAAAUCAAUUUUCAGAGAAGAAAAAAUGAAAAUUGACACCGUGUCAGUGGGAGGAAGACUUAAUUAUUUUUCCAAAAUAGGAACAGACCACCUCAGACUGAUGGGUUCUAUCGAUCAUCAAAAAAGGUUAGCAAUUGGAACUCUCAGAGCUUCAACCAGGGGGCUUCCUUUGUUCCACAGUAUAUUCUUCACUAACCGCGACAGCACUGUUGAGAGAAGUAAUUAUAAUAUGGCAAAAGAAGGUUGUAGAAAGUCCUACAAAAGGAAGAACAAUAUUUUGGAACGUAUUCAAGACUCUUUCUAGUUAAAAAACUAGACGGAUCUUUCAGACUCCUCUCACAGCUGUAAACAUGCCCAUGAUAAAAUAGAAAUUUUGCAUAGAGACUUUUAUUUCAGCAACACAUAUUAUCCAGGUUGUAGCAGCCCCCGCGUAACCCGACGGGUUACCUCUGCUAAUUCACUUCCUUCAGCCGUUCAGGAACACCUUAGAAUAUGAGACCCAUUUCCCCCCCAGUAAUUGGACGAGACAGAGUUCUGGAGGUACAACACAAUUUUAUUGAGCCACACACGGCUUUUGAGGCUCCAUGUAAGGGGUCUUAAACACACCCAGACAGGGGUCGUAUCCCAGGAUCCUCUACACCAGGGAGCCCAAGCGCGGGGACGGAGGGUCGAUGUCCCUUUGUCUCCCAAAUAUGGAAAGCCCGCCACUCAGAUGAGGGGUCUCCCGCACAGGACGACAGGGGUCUUCAUCCCAGGAGCCUUUGUGCCUGGGAGCCAAGGCACGGGAAAAGCCCGCCAAACUAGCCAGUGCCCCAAAACUGUUCACACCAAUCCCAGAGACCCGCACAACGGCUCCUCUCUCACUAGCCUCCGUUCGUGAGGUCCCCAUGUGAAACCCAAAUAAGGGAAGCGUCUCCUUUCGGGGUCCGAACGUAACCCUGGCCGACGUUAGUCGGUACGGAUGGCGGCCACCCAGAGGAGCACUCAUUAAUUACUUCCCUUGCUGUUUCACACCUAUGUUGCAAGUGUGAACGUUCUGAUUUAAUUGGUGGGAACAUUCCAAUGGGGUGCUGGGGAGGUCCUCGUUCGGGGGAACAAAGGGGCCGGGAAACAACCCUUGAACGUUCCCCCUUGUUGGCGUUCGUCUAACGAAACGGCAGCCAUCCAGGGGAAGGCUCAUUAAUUGUGUCGUGUGUGAUUUGACACUUAUGUUGUGAGGUGAGAACAUUCUAACCUAACAUUCUCAAUGAGAUAUCGGGGUGGUCCCCGUUCGGGAGGGGAAUGGAAACACUCCCGAAUGGGGAGAAGGCACAAUACACGAAAACGUAGGAAAAUACACAUAAUAUAAAAAGGGAAUCCGUGAACAGGCAGGGGUUCUGCCACACAGGUCAUUGACUAAGUUCGGUCGAUGUAAGAUACCCAUCUCCACAUUGCUAUCGCAAAGAGAAGCAGAACAUUUCUGAGAUUUGCAAUAAAGUCUCAAGAACACGUUCUAUGUUACUAAUUUAAGGCUCUUACGUUUGGCCUUUCAUCUACACCAAAAGUCUUCACAAAGAUGCUGGUAGUUAUAACUGUAGGUGUGAGAAGAAAAGGAAUGCAUAUUGUUCUCUUUCAAAAAAAAAAAAAAAAAAAGUAGCUAUGGCUACUCCGUAGCUUCUUUACAAUAACAACUCAGUAUGUAUAUAAGAACUGCCUCAGAGUUACGAACAGAACAUGGUUAGAUUAUCCACAAUGAAAAAUCAGAGCUUGCUCUCACUCAAAGAAUUCAGUUUCUAAGUCUCAUUCUAGAUACCAUUCAAUUAAAAUUAAAUUGAAAAAUUACCGGAAGAGAAAAACUGAUUUUUAAUUCUAUUCAGAAACUAAAAAGAAAGAAAAAGCGUUCCAUAAUAGAGGCCAUGAGUCUUUUAGGACUUUUCACAGCAGUCAACUGGGAAAAAUCAAGAAUGAGGCCAAUUACAAGAAAACAUUCUAACAUACUGGAACAAGAAAACUUCCUCCUUAGACCAGAUCAUGGAACUAAAUGGUGGACAACCUCUAUCUUCCUAGAAGUAGGUUUUCUCCUUUUGCUCAAAGUUCCUCACUACAGAUGCCUCCAGACAGGGCUGGGGUGCUCAUUUAGAGACAAGGAAGAAAAAGGGACUUAAGGGAUUUAAAAGUAAUCUGGUUGGACCUCCUAUCUUUGAAGCCACAUCUCAUAAAUUGGCAUGUACAGAGAAGAACAUGUAAUUAUGAAUUAUGUAAACAGACACGGAGGUACAAGAUCUUUUCUUCUGGAAAAAGUGUUCCCAGAUCAUGCUCUUGACGGAGAUUUAUCUUCUCUUGAUCUCAGCAGUUCAUAUUAAAGGAGAUCACAAUACAUUAGCAGAUGCUGUAAGCCGGAAUCACCUGAAGAAAGCGUACUGGUCUCUUACAGCCCACACAUUUCACGACAUUACUGCAAAGUUCGGUACACCAGUUAUAGACCUCAUUGCUAUAAAGACAAAUCACCUUACUGAAUCCAGCAGAUAGUCCCAGUUUCACAGACACUCUUUUUCGAUUCCAUGGAAUUUCUCCCUAGCAUAUACAUUUCCACCACUGGUUCUCAUUCCUUAGAUCUUACAGAAGAUCAUAGCAGAAAAAGCGAGGAUUAUUAUCCUUCCUUGGAUAAUGUACUCAUGUAUUUGGAGAAAGUUCUGUUCCUGGUGUUUUAAUAUUUAAGGAAGAUCCUCUGUGCCCUUCCAUUCUGAUUAUCUUAAAAUUUCGGCAGUUGGGCUAGACUAAAGGGCUUUGCCCAGCUUCACGUUCAGAUUUCGGCUCUUAGCUUCUACUGAUUGUACUAGAUUCUUCUUUUUUUAGAGUCUUCAAAGCUUUAUCUAGGCUGCUUGUUCCUCCAUGGGAGCUUAACCCAUUAAGGCCACAUGACAUGUGUGACGUCAUGAUUCCCUUUUAUUCCAGAAGUUUGGUCCUUAAGGGGUUAAUCUGGUUUUGUCAGCCUAAUCUGAAGCUCAAUACUAACCAUUAGAUUCUAGUUUUCUCAACAUCAUUAGUUAUAAAACAAUAUUUUUAGUGGCUGUGACUUCUGCUACACGCCUUGGUGAACUACAGGCAUUGUCCUCCAUAUAUUCUCUUCCAUCAAGAUCAAGUCGUAUUUCAACUUCAUGCCUCCUUUAUCCUGAAGGUCUGUUCCACAUCUAAUAUCAACCAAGAAAUUGUCCUUCCAACUUUCUGCCAAAAUCCAAGGAAUUCUAUGGAAGAGAAGUUUAAUUGUUUAGACAUAAAACCUUCUUUGCAGCUUUACCUGGACAAUACCAAACCUUUUUGCAAAUUUGACAGGUUUUGUUCUUUUUCAAGAUCUAAAGAAGGUUUAAUGGCUUCAGAAAGCUCUCGAGCGAGAUGGAUCAAAGAAACUAUUCGGCUGGCUUACAUUUCCUUUCAGGCUUCUCCUCAAAAUAUAAAGGCACAAGGCACGUUCUACAAGAGCCAUUGACACAUAUUGGGCCUUCAAAGCUUCUGCGACUCCUCAGAUAUGUAAAGCAGCCACUUCACGCCUUCUCAAGAUACGACAGAUUAGCCGUACUGGCCUCUGAAGACUCAAUCUUUGUGUGCAAGGUGUUGCAGACAGUGGCUAAUAUGCUCCCUAAAGGAAUGCUUGUUCAUCCCAGUCGUAGUUCUCUAAUCUGGAGGGAAAGGCAUACAUUUUACUUACCGUUAAUUUCUUUUACUUUAGAAUUCGAGGUCGUGCACAUAUUUUCUUCCCUAUUUAAUAAAUAUAUUUUGCAGUUUUUUGGGUUCUGUAUUUUCGGGCUUGCUGCAUUUAUAUAGUAUCAAAGGAGGAUCUAACCAAUUUCAUUUUUACGGUCUGCCUGCCUUUCCACUCCAGUCAUAGAGCUUCUAAUACUAUAAAAUAAGAGAUUUACAAUAAGUAAAAUGUAUGCUUUCAUUUCACUGAGUUAUAUUGCCCCCCGAUUCGCUGGGUGUUUACACGGUAACCCUGCACCUACGUUCUCUGGGUAUAUACAGGGUAGAUUUGCCCCCAUUCUCUGGGCAUAUAUUAGGUAGAUUUGCCCCAUGCUCUGGGUAUAUACUGGUUACAGUUGCCCCAAUUCUCCAGGUAUAUACAGGGUUGAGUUGCCCCUAUUCUCCGGGUAUCUACAGGGUAGAGUUGCCCCUAUUCUCUGGGUAUGUACAGGGUAGAUUUGCCCCAAUCUCUGGGUAUAUACAGGGUAGAGUUGCCCCUAUUCUCUGGGUAUAUACAGGGUAGAGUUGCCCCUUGCUCUGGGUAGAUUUGCCCCCAUUCUCUGGAUAUAUAUUGCGUAGAUUUGCCCCCUUUUCUGGGUAUGCACAGGGUAGAUUUGCCCCCAUUGUCUGGGUAUGUACAGGGUAGAGUUACCCUCUUCUCUGGGUAUGCACAGGGUAGAUUUGCCCCCAUUCUCUGGGUAUGCACAGGGUAGAUUUGCCCCCAUUCUCUGGGUAUGAACAGGGUAGAUUUGCCCCCGUUCUCUGGGUAUGCACAGGGUAGAGUUGCCCCCGUUCUCUGGGUAUGCACAGGAUAGAGUUGCCCCCGUUCUCUGGGUAUGCACAGGGUAGAGUUGCCCCCGUUCUCUGGGUAUGCACAGGGUAGAGUUGCCCUCUUCUCUGGGUAUGCACAGGGUAGAGUUGCCCUCUUCUCUGGGUAUGCACAGGGUAGAGUUGCCCCCAUUCUCUGGGUAUGCACAGGGUAGAUUUGCCCCCAUUCUCUGGGUAUGCACAGGGUAGAUUUGCCCCCAUUCUCUGGGUAUGCACAGGGUAGAUUUACCCCCAAUCUCUGGGUAUGUACAGGGUAGAUUUGCCCCCGUUCUCCGGGUAUGCACAGGGUAGAGUUGCCCUCUUCUCUGGGUAUGCACAGGGUAGAGUUGCCCUCUUCUCUGGGUAUGCACAGGGUAGAGUUGCCCUCUUCUCUGGGUAUGCACAGGGUAGAUUUGCCCCCAUUCAUUGGGUAUAUUACACAUUCAGCCCUUGGUCUCAGUGUCUGUUUUCCUAUAGGUUGGCUGUGGUGCAGUGUGUUGCGGUAAUCUGGAAUUCCUAUCUCUCCUGGAAAGCCAACCAGUUAUGAAUCUGUUACACGUCCUGGAGGAUUGGAAGCACGUGCCUGGAAAUGGAUAUAUGUGAUCAUAUUGGAUGUGUUUCUCUCACGCCUUGAAUUAUAUCAGGACUCGUGCAUUACACCUACAUCUCCACUGGGGGCAGCACUCUGGAAUAAACUUGUUAUAUCCUCGGUUACCACUGGGGGCAGCUCUCGGUAUUAAAAAGGUUCAAUCUUUUUUUACUCCUGGGGCAGCUCUGAUGGUGAAACACUCUUGCCUCCACCUCUAGUCUCUGCCCUGGAGGAUUUUGCUUACGGGAGCCAUAGUGCUCAUGUCAUGCCAGGAGAAGUUAGGUUAUAUAUUAUCAUAUAUAUUAUAUAAUGCUAUAAAUUGUGUGGACUGGAUAUCUCGUUGAGAUGGUUCUGCUACUAUUAUAAAGCAAUGUAUUAUUAUUCUGAGAUUGUUUGUUUUUAUCAUGGAGACAGCUAUUUGUAUCCCCACAUGUCUUACUGAUGAUUUCAGAGAAUAAAAUGUAUUAUUUUACCUAUAAAUUCUCCUCUCUUGUCUGUGUUUCCCAGUCAGACUGGUCGUAUAUACAGUGUGUUAUCAGACUGGCUGUAUAUACAGUGAGUUAUAUCAGACUGGCCGUAUAUACAGUGAGUUAUAUCUGACUGGGCGUAUAUACAGUGCGUUAUAUCUGACUGGCCGUAUAUACAGUGCGUUAUAUCUGACUGGCCGUAUAUACAGUGUGUUAUAUCUGACUGGCUGUAUAUACAGUGAGUGAUAUCAGACUGGCAGUAUAUACAGUGAGUGAUAUCAGAUUGGCCGUAUAUACAGUGAGUUAUAUCAGACUGGCCGUAUAUACAGUGCGUUAUAUCUGACUGGCUGUAUAUACAGUGAGUGAUAUCAGACUGGCUGUAUAUACAGUGAGUGAUAUCAGACUGGCAGUAUAUACAGUGAGUUAUAUCAGACUGGCCGUAUAUACAGUGAGUUAUAUCAGACUGGCCGUAUAUACAGUGAGUUAUAUCUGACUGGCUGUAUAUACAGUGAGUGAUAUCAGACUGGCAGUAUAUACAGUGAGUUAUAUCAGAUUGGCCGUAUAUACAGUGAGUUAUAUCAGAUUGGCCGGAUAUACAGUGCGUUAUAUCAGACUGGCCGGAUAUACAGUGCGUUAUAUCAGACUGGCAGUAUAUACAGUGUGUUUUAUCAGACUGGCAGUAUAUACAGUGUGUUAUAUCAGACUGGCCGUAUAUACAGUGUGUUAUAUCAGACUGGCAGUAUAUAGUGUGUUAUAUCAGACUGGCCGUAUAUACAGUGUGUUAUAUCAGACUGGCAGUAUAUAGUGUGUUAUAUCAGACUAUCAGUAAAUACAGUGUGCUAUAUCAGACUGGCAGUAUAUACAGUGUGUUAUAUCAGACUGCUAGUCUCAUAUAUUAGACACUGUAUAUACUGCCAGUCUGAUGUAACGCACCGUAUAUACUGCAAGUCUUAUAUACUGCUAGUCUGAUAACACACUGUAUGUACUGCCAGUUAAUAUACUGCUAGUCUGAUAACACACUGUAUGUAUAUACUGCCAGUCUGAUAUAUCAGACUGGCAGUAUAUACAGUGUAAUAUAUUAGACACUGUAUAUACUGCCAGUCUGAUGUAACGCACCGUAUAUACUGCAAGUCUUAUAUACUGCUAGUCUGAUAACACACUGUAUGUACUGCCAGUUAAUAUACUGCUAGUCUGAUAACACACUGUAUGUAUAUACUGCCAGUCUGAUAUAUUACACUGUAUAUACUGCCAGUCUGAUAUAUUAGACACUGUAUAUACUGCCAGUCUGAUAUAUCACACUGUAUAUACUGCCAGUCUGAUAUAUUACACUGUAUAUACUGCCAGUCUGAUAUAUUAGACACUGUAUAUACUGCCAGUCUGAUAUAUUACACUGUAUAUACUGCCAGUCUGAUAUAUUACACUGUAUAUACUGCCAGUCUGAUAUAACGCACUGUAUAUACUGCCAGUCUGAUAUAACGCACCGUAUAUACUAGCAGUAUAAAUGCAAUGUUAUAUCUGGGGUCGAUGAGAGGGUUUUGGGUUAUGAUGACGGCCGUUCCCUUGACACUUUCUGUGAUGUAUAAGUGCUCAGGUGUUUUACAAAUCAGUCUCUAAUUACAACAUUAAACGUGUUCCUAGCGAGCUGAUGGGGAACAAGCUCAGGCGGCUGUUUUGUCAUUAAGUCGUUGGUUCUUUUCCAUGCUGUGCUCAUGGUUAAUCUUGUUCUUUGUUUUUUGCCAGGAACAGAAUCAAACUGAACGUUUUGCCAGCGAUGUGUGAGUGGGAUACGGAUAGAAUAUUCUCACAUUGUCUGUUUAAUAACGUUUGGUUUUCCCAGUCUGUCCCGGGAUGAAUCGUUACAAUAUCAGUAUGUCUGCCAGCCUGAGCAUUCUGUGUACACGAUCUAUAAGGGUUAAAUAAAACUAGUCAACAUCCAGUGGGUGAGGAGGGCGAGACAAUGGGUGGUUAAUGAACAUUUAGUGUCCCUUAAACUAUGCAGUGUACGUCCUCUAUAUCAUAAACUGUACCGAAGACGUGAGGGAGAGCGAGAAGUUCUGCCUCUGUCGUAGCUUGUGAAGUGGAUAAUAAUGUCUUACUAUACACGUACAGGUCGCAAUCCUGUCCACACAUCUGUAAGCAUAUGCUUAUAUAGUUCCAGAAUGACUGUAAAUGUGUCUCGGCCUCCACACAACCACUAGAAUUGCCCUGAGACAUUGUGGUCCUCCUAGCAUCACACUAACCCCUUGUAGCCAAUGUGAUGUUAAAUAGAAGUAAACGCUUAGUACAAAGAAGCCCCUGGAUCCGUCUCCCAUACAAAGGAAAUCAAUCUUAUCAGAUGGGGAUAUUAAAUGGCGUUUAGUCCUACUCAUUGAAGUGGCGGCCUGAAGGUGGUUUCAAUAAAAAGCAAGUGAAGACCCCUAGAUCUUUCCAUACAAAGUGGAGCAAUUGAGGGCAAUGGCCAUAAUCGGUAGUUGGUAAAGAUUCUCCCAGUUAGGUACAUGAUCAGGUUUACCUUUUAACCUUGGUUCUAUGGAAAGCAAUGUGCAGAUUAAUUUAAUAAAUGUUAAAGAAAACAUCUACGCCUCUUUGAAGUCACCUUAACCCCUUAAGGACCCAUGACGUGUGACAUGUCAUGAUUCCCUUUUCUUCCAGAAGUUUGAUCCUUAAGGGGUUAAUCUAAAUCGUCACACUAAGCCUGGUGGAGACUUGUGAUCUCUAAACCUAAAUAGACAAUUCUGGUGACAGAUUGCAGGGAUUGGAAAAUAAAUGGUGUUUAAAGCGUCCGCUGCCUUUAUUCUGCAUACAGCCUGAUUAGGAGUUAUUCACUAAAGCAUGGCUUGUCCACAAUUCAUUAAAUUUAACUUGUAAUCCAAAAUAACUAAGCUGGAAACUUAGCUGUCAUGUACGAUUUAUCCAAUUUGUCUCUUAGUCUAAAAUAAUAUAUACAGCCAUUUUACGGUAUGAGUUGAAUGUAAUUCAUCAAAUUCCUCUUGGAUACAUUCUCUGUCAGCGUUUAUAUUUUGAUAUUAUAAGGUCCCGCUAGCCAUCGUUUUCUUUUAAGCCAUGCUAACCAGUUCCCAUGCGACAGUCUGCCCCAAGCAUCUCUUUAUUCAUCCCACUUAUAACUUUAUCAGUUUCAUCAUAGCACCUGGACGUUGGUCUUCGGAUCCCCAAACUUCUGCGGAGGUCAGAGGAAGGUCCUCUCGUUGUCAUUGUGUGGCCUUGCUACAUCGUCUCCUGGCCACGUUCCACGUUUAUGUCACUUAGCAGCUAACCUCCACAUAACCUUCACUCCUUCCGAAUACGUCUGCAUGGGAGAUCACCGCUUUAAUCCCCUGAGAAACGCAAUUACAGCAAACCACGAGGAAAUGAACCGGGACCACGUCUGACAGCUGCUGGCUGCCAAAUCUUGGAGCGGUGACGGGAGAUGGUAUCCAGCCAGUAAUGUGUUCAUUAGGACAGGUACAUGCCUGGAAUGUUUAAAUGGGCAGACGCUCUGACGAGUCCCAGCCUGGUCCUUUCAUCAGAAGUUAUCAUUUUGACUGUGAGUGAAGCCAUGUACGAAACAGUCUCAUUUAGUAAAGCACUUCUUGGAAUUGCUAUUUAGAGUCUUACCAUAAACGCCAAG